ACCAAGUCAUUCAGCACCAAGAAAUAGAAAAAUCAAAUUCCAAAAUCAACAAUUACGUAUAAAGAACAUUCCAAUUUACUCAAUCAAAUUACAAUGUUUUUUCCUGCUUAUGAAAUCUGACUUUUUCUUUUCUUCCACUUUCCAAGAUCUUUCUCUUUUCAAUUCUCUUACAUCUUUCCCACCCCAAAAAGCAAUCAACAAUUCCCUUCAUAUACCUCACUUUUCCGCCAUUUUUUCCUUCAUUUCUCAAUAUUUUGAGUUGAUAAACCGGCGAUGAACGAUCUGUUUUCAGGCUCUUUCUCUCGAUCCCGAAGCUCAGAAUUUUCCCCUGAUCACCACGUAAUCCAGAUGACUCCUCAACCCUCCUCCACCGCCGGCGACGGCGUUGACCACCUCCACAAGUUCUUCAAGGACGUCGACUCCAUCGACGGUGAGCUCAAAGAACUCGAGAAGCUCAACGGCGACCUCUCCUCCUCCCACGAGCAAAGCAAGACGUUGCACAACGCGAAAGCCGUGAAGGAAUUGAGAGCAAAGAUGGAUUCCGACUUAAACAUGGCGUUGCAGAAGGCCAAGCUUAUUAAGGCCAGGCUCGAAGCACUUGAUCGGUCCAGCGACACAAUCCGGAACAUGCCCGGGUGUGGACCGGGGUCAUCUUCGGACCGGACGAGGACGUCGGUAGUCAACGGGUUGAGGAAGAAGUUGAAGGAUUCGAUGGAAAGCUUUAAUAGAUUGAGAGAAAAGAUAUCGUCUGAGUAUAGAGAAACUGUUGAGAGAAGGUAUUUUACGGUCACCGGCGAAAACCCAGAUGUGCAGACUCUUGAUCUUUUGAUUUCAACAGGGGAAAGUGAGACAUUUAUGCAAAAAGCGAUUCAAGAACAAGGGAGGGGAAGAGUUUUGGAUACAAUAAACGAGAUUCAAGAAAGGCACGAUGCUGUUAAGGACUUGGAGAAGAAUCUCAAAGAACUUCACCAAGUUUUCAUGGAUAUGGCGGUGCUGGUUCAAAGCCAAGGUGAAGAACUGGACGACAUCGAGAGGCAAGUGAACCGAGCUAAUUCGUACGUGAGAGACGGAGCUACCCGACUUCAAACCGCUAGAAAUUAUCAGAAAAAUACCCGCAAAUGGACUUGUUAUGCUAUCAUACUCCUACUCGUCAUCAUCUUGAUUAUCGUGUUAGUCAUCGUGAGACCUUGGUAAAAACAAUGGCGGUGGCCGUCUACAGCUUUUCAGUGUUGUUGGCGAGACAUCAUUUUGAUUAUCGAUUCUUUUGUGUAAACUAAAGUAUUUUUGGUUUCAAUUCGCUUUCUUGUUUUCACGGGGUUGCUACAAAUAGUGUGUAUAUAAAAUUAUGAUGUUAGAUAUAAA
Molecule: messenger RNA, 1362 nt
Organism: Gossypium arboreum
Lineage: Eukaryota; Viridiplantae; Streptophyta; Magnoliopsida; Malvales; Malvaceae
Product: syntaxin-121-like
Exons: 2
Coding region: 274-1194 (306 amino acids)
Biological process (GO): intracellular protein transport; exocytosis; vesicle fusion
Cellular component (GO): plasma membrane; SNARE complex; endomembrane system
Molecular function (GO): SNAP receptor activity; SNARE binding
Source: RefSeq, a predicted model, not a curated record